Suncus etruscus (white-toothed pygmy shrew) is the source of this 1219-nucleotide messenger RNA. Its product is annotated as transcription elongation factor A protein-like 4. The record is from RefSeq and is a predicted model, not a curated record. NCBI's taxonomy places the organism in Eukaryota, Metazoa, Chordata, Mammalia, Eulipotyphla, Soricidae. The transcript is spliced from 3 exons. Bases 236 to 826 code for a protein of 196 amino acids.
GCGCAGACGUGGGGAGCAGCUCCCAGCCUGCUCUGAGGUCCGUCCCCAGUGUCCGUCAUCCCUGUGCAAUCGCUUCCCGGAGUAGACCAGGCUGCGGGCUAGGGGCGAAUGGGCGGCGAGCCUAAGGAGGCACAGGCCUGCCCUGCCCGAAGGUCUGUGCUUCUGUGUCCACUUCCAGGUCUUUGCAAGGCUAGAAAAGGAAAAUCCCAGUCGGGAAAGAAGUGGGAAUUUUAAAAUGGAAAAAAACUACUCUGAAAAUGAAGGAAAGUGUGAGAACAAAGGGAAGAUGGAACUUGUACAAAGGCCAGUGUCUGUGAUAAGGAAAGUAAGAGUUUGCACUCGAGACGACAUGGAGACAUUAAAAAAUGAGAGAAAGACAGAAAAUGAUGAAAUACUAAUGGAAAAGGAAAAGGUAGACUAUGAGGCAAAACAAAGACAACAAAUGCCAGAAGGUGAGAGAAAAUCAGAGAAUAAAGAAGAAACAACUGAAGAAAGGCCAACCAAUGAACCAAGGGCUGCAGAAAAGCGUCCAUCUGAGGAUGAUGUACCCAGGAAAGUCAAAAGGAAAACCAAGGGACUGUCUCAGUGCCUCAAAGAACAUAAGGAGGCCAUACAUAAUAAGCAUUUGAGCAAUGAGGAGAUGAUAAAAGAAUUUGAUAAGAUGGCUUGGGUGGAGGAUGAAGUGAAGAAAACCAGACUGAAAUUGGGGAGAUUUAUGUGUAUGCAUAAAACGUCAGAGGAUACCUCUGGGUCAUGGGGUCCAAAUGAAAACAGGGGUGACUGCAUGGCCCCACAAAGGGGCUUUGAAGAUACUUCUUUUAUGUAGUGUCCUUGCUAAGUUUUUGUCAGAGACUUUGCUUAACAUUUGAUUUGUUUAAACUGUGAUGCCUUUUGAUUUGCAAUAAUGUUAAUGAUGGUUUCCUAUGCAACUAAAUUCAGCAUCACAUCAUUUGCAAUUGUACCUACCUACAUCCUCUAAGGACCCCAAUGUCCCAUUCCUUCAACCCAUCCCUUCAACUCAAUUAUAUAGACCCUUCUUUCAGUUGUGUUGCCUUUCCAAGCCAUUUGCUUUACGCUUAUUCUGAUACAUUGCUUUAGGUGUCACUCUUAUUUUCAGUAGCUUUUGACCAAGUCAGUAUUCUAUCAGCUUAUGUUUUUACCCGUGUGAACUACAAUAAAUAUGAACGUUUGGAAAAUAAAGCAGUUUAUAAUAUCUGUA